Messenger RNA from Uloborus diversus, 2471 nucleotides. Its product is annotated as ataxin-2-like protein. NCBI's taxonomy places the organism in Eukaryota, Metazoa, Arthropoda, Arachnida, Araneae, Uloboridae. Gene Ontology annotation, cellular component: cytoplasmic stress granule. Gene Ontology annotation, molecular function: RNA binding. Gene Ontology annotation, biological process: cytoplasmic stress granule assembly. Bases 52 to 2238 code for a protein of 728 amino acids. The record is from RefSeq and is a predicted model, not a curated record. The transcript is spliced from 13 exons.
UUUAAAGACAAUUUUACAGACACUGCCAUAAGUAAAUAUAAUGGACUAAUCAUGGAAAAGGAACUGGAACCAUGGGAAGGCCCUUCAAGUGAUUCUGAAAAUUCUAUAGGUUUGAUAUCUGAUGAGACAGAUGGUGCAAAUGGCUGGGAUGCUAAUGAUAUGUUUCGUACAAAUGCAGAGAAAUAUGGUGUUAAAUCUAGCUAUGAUAACUCCCUUCAAGAAUACACAGUACCUCUGACAAAGAAGGAUACAGAAGAAUAUAAGUUGCAAGAAGCUAAAGCGAUGAAAAUUGCUCAUGAAAUUGAAGCUAAUGUAUCAUAUCAAACAAGACUACAAUUGGAAAAUGGUGAUGAAGAAGAUAGGUUUAGUGCAGUAGUGAGACCUGAUGAUUCCUCUUCAUCCAAAUAUGUUUUACCCCCAAAAAGAAGGAAUUCAGCAAACUUGAAGAGGCAAGCUUCUACAACUUCAUCUCCUGUUCAUAUCACUGGUCCUAGCAAGCCUUAUCCAUCAAUCCAUGCUUCUCCCAGUGUGCCUGUGGCUCAUCAUCCAGCCAAUAAGCAAUAUCCUCAUUCACUUCCAAUUGCAGAAAGACCACCUUCUCCCCCAUCAUUUCAAAGUGUGUCACCUGGUCCUAGUCCUGCAUCCAUGCCUAUGCCGUCUGUGCCAAAGGAUGUGGUUGAAAAAUCUCUCAAUGGAGAUGAUUCUGUCAAUAAAAAAAUCAGUAAAACAUCCUGUGUUUCUACUCCAGUUUUUGAAAAUGUGCCUAUUUUGUCUGGUCCUACGAAGCCACAUGUUUUAUGUCCGGCAUCAUCACAAACAUUACCUCCAAGAAUAGAAAAGAGACGUGAAAAUGAGAGAAAAUUAGCAAAACAAAAAGGUCGCAAUGAUGAAAUUGAAGAAUUCAAAAAAUUUAGUUCAAACUUUAAGUUAACAGAAGAAAAUAAAGAACCAAGUGAAUGUAGAGAUGAUUUUCAAAGCACUGAUAUAAAAUCAGAACAAUUUCUACUCACCAGCAAAAUAGAACAAGUUAAACUAGAUAAAGAAGCAGAAGAAAAAUGUGCAAAUGUUGUUAAGAACUCCACCUUAAAUCCAAAUGCAAAAGAAUUUGUUUUUAAUCCUAAUGCAAAGUUGUUUACACCUCGAUCUAUGUCUGUUGUGAGUCCCAGCACACCUGUUCCAAUGCAGCCCCAGCAGAUUCAAGCUCAAAGUCCCGUCAUGGCAGUUCCCCACUCGCAAAUGCAAAUGAUUCCCGGCUUAGCUCAGCCUAUUUUCACUGCAAUGGGUCCACAAUAUGUAAUGCAAGCCACACCUGUCAGUAUGGCUCUGACUUCUCCCUUUGCAGCUGCAUCACUUUCACAAGCUCCAAGAUUUAGGAAAGUUCAUCCAAUCACGAUGCAACCUAGGCAUGAUAUAACACCAUCAAUGCAUGUAGCUGCUGCUACGGGGCAGCCUAUUCUUGCUCCAGCUGCUAUGCCAACUCCUUCACAAUUGACUAUGCAGUACACUUCACCUCCAGGAGUUAUACAUCAUACUUCUGGCCCACCUCAGCAAACAAUGGGAUAUCCACAGAUGAAUUUUGUUGUUGGGCCUCGAGUUGUUUCUCCUCAACCUGUUGUUGGUGUACCUACCUCCCAUUCUGUAUCUUACUGUGAUACUUCACAUCUUCCAAAUCCUUUAUUAAAUAAGUAUUGCAUUGCCGUGUCUGCUCAUCCUGCUGCCACAGCUGCACAUUCCAUGCCACAAGGUGUUUCUGGGCAGCAUUCCAAUCAUCAUCCACCUCCUUCACAGACACCUGUCAUGCAUCCUUCUCCAUCUCCUGUUCAUCAGAUCCCUCAGCCCCAUGGUAGUCACUCCCAACCUCCAACUCCAACAACAGUCAUGUACCCUGCUGGAUCAAUAGGUCAGCAUCCACUGCAAGCUACGGGACACCACAGUCAUAGUCAACAAAUGAGCCAUCCAAUGCACCAGUCCUUGAGUCACCCAGGCUUUCCAACAGGGCCACAGCCUGUAGUGUUGAUGCAGCAGCAACAAGCUGUGCCAGGUGCUUCACACCAUGGUCAUCAGAGUAGUGCAGCUCAUCACCAAAUACAUAUGCAUUCAAUGCAUGGCCAGAACCCUGGAAACCAUAUAGGAACGCCUACACACAUUCUGCCACAAAUGACUAUCAUCCCUACAAGUGCCGCCAUGGUAUCUGCUCCAACAACCAUUGCGACACCUCCAUUUGUUCAACAUCCAUGAGGGGCAUAAAUACAGAAUAUUUUGAGAUGAAAAUUCAAAGAAUGUAGGAUGACAUAGGACAUUUAAUUUAUUAAAGAAUAUUAUGAAAUUUUUAAAAAAAAACUGAAAGCAAAGGAUCUUGAAUUAGAAGGGAUGUAAGUUAUUGUUCAUCGAUGAAGAUCAUGAGAAUUGCAUCUGAAACGAGUCCUUUAACUUGUAGCCAGCUCUUUAAAAAUAAAGUUUCCUUUAAUUUU